Messenger RNA from Pelobates fuscus (common spadefoot toad), 625 nucleotides. RefSeq names its product gamma-glutamylcyclotransferase-like. Gene Ontology annotation, molecular function: gamma-glutamylcyclotransferase activity. NCBI's taxonomy places the organism in Eukaryota, Metazoa, Chordata, Amphibia, Anura, Pelobatidae. The record is from RefSeq and is a predicted model, not a curated record. The coding region runs from base 1 to 561 and encodes 186 amino acids. The transcript has a single exon.
AUGGCGACCGCAAGCACAGCUGGCCUGCAGCCCGGAGGGGACUCCUAUUACUUUGCCUAUGUGAGUAACCUGUUAAAAGAGCGGAUUCUCCUGGACAACCCGUCUGCAUCCUUUCACACCAUAGCCUUACUAAAGAAUUUCAAGCUUGCUUUUGGCACCUCUGAAGGAAACAUGAAUUCCAGGUGGCACGGAGGAGUGGCAACUGUGGUGGAGAGUGAAGGAGAUGAAGUCUGGUGUGUUGUAUGGAAAAUGGGCAUUUAUUCUUUGAACUCUUUGGACAUACAGGAAGGUGUUCACAAGGGCAUUUAUGAACCAAUUGAGAUUAAAGUCCAGACAGCGGGAGGAGAUCUCAUCUGCCGGUGCUACCAAAUGAAUAAAUGUGUUUACGGACUCACGUCCCCCCAGUACAAACAGGUCAUGUGCAUGGGUGCAAAGCAGAACGACUUACCACUUCAAUAUCAGAAGAUGUUGGAAGAUAUACAAACAAACGAUUAUUCAGGUCCAAUCCCAAUCAUGGACAGAUUAAUGGAUGCAAUCAGAAAUAUACACAAUGAUGAAUAAUUAGGGUUUGCAUUCAAUUUAAGCAGGCAUGCUUAGUUCCCCUCUGAACAGAUUUAGUAUUGAA